AUGAAUCAUGAAGACCUCAUUAUUUUUGGUUACACUGUAGAAGGGAUUUCAAAUGUCAUCAAUCAUGAUUUGGACUUGAGGUUUUUCAUUCACUACUGCAGCUCACAAAGAAUUGACUUGUUGAAGUUUGAAAUCCAGUUUAGGACUUGUGUUGAUUUUAUUUCUUCAUCAUCUUCUUCUGCUCCUGCUCCUGCUUCUUCGUCAUCAUCAAGUUGUAUUUCAAGCGAUGAGGUAGUUGUAGUGGAAGACGUCACUGAUGAUGUGUGUUUGAUAAAAAAGGUCCCGAAGAAAUCUGAUGCUUGGGUCAACAUCUUAACUGGAGUAGGGAAGUUGUUUGAAGGUGGUAUUAAAGAAGUUAAGGAUUGUGUUAUAAAUCAGGCAUACCACGGUUUACAAUUCACCAAGCAAUUUCUUUGGGGUGAUGACAUCAAGUCUUAUUCAGAUUUUGUUUGGUAUAAAGAUGCCAUUGGACAUUACAAUCCUGGAAGCGUCGUGAAUUUUGAGUAUGAUGUUGUGACGCGUCGGUUCAAAAGGUUUUUCGUGGAUUUUGAAGCUUCUAUAACUGGUUUCAACAAUUACUACCGUCCGAUGCUAUUUAUCGAUUGUACCUUUCUCACCGGGAAGUUCAAAGGUGGUCUUAUGGUUGCUUGCGGCAAGACUGAGAUCUAUCCAGUUUCAUUUGGAAUUGUAGAAAGUGAAAAUUGUGAGAGUUGGCAAUGGUUUUUCAACAAUUUGAAGGGUAUUAUUUGUGAAGAUCGUCCACUGGCCAUCAUAUCGGAUCGUGGAAUCGGCCUUUUGAAGCAUGUGCCUGAAGUCUUCCCAAAUGCUUUCCAUUCGUUCUAUUUGUACCAUAUGAAAGAAAAUAUUCCUGUUCCAAAGGGCAGGAGUAGACAAACUGCAGUCAAGUUAUUCGAGGAGUGCUACACUGCAUUAACAAAGAAAAUUUUUUAUGUUGCUGCGAAGAGUAUGAGUAAUCUAAAGUUGGAUUCAGUGGUUGCUUGGAUGAUGAAGAUUCCAUUCGAGAAUUGGGCUGCUCAUGCAUUUCUAGGAGAAAGGUGGGGUGAGAACACAUCUAAUAUUGCUGAGAGUUUUAACAAUUUCAUUAAGCAUGAUAAGCCGCUUCCAGGACUUGAGCUUGUUGAUGUUAUUCGUGCUAAGUUAAUGGAGCAUAAUUACAAGAGGUUAGUGGAGUCUAACAAAUGGACUACAAGGCUCACUCCUCGUAUGCAAGCAAGAUUUAACAAGAGGAUAAACGACUGUUGUUCAUACAAGUUUCGAAGAGCAAGUGAGAAGGUAUUUGAGAUCAUUUCUCCAACAGGGAAGCAUACUGUUGACUUGGAUCCUAGAACUUGCAGCUGCAAAUGGUGGCAAAAACAUAGCUUUCCUUGCACUCAUGCAAUGAAAGCAAUGUUGCAGAUUGGAAAUGAUGAACCGUACAACUAUAUUAGCCCUUACUAUACUUCUGACUACUAUAGAAGGUUGUACUCUCGACCCAUAUAUCCUAUUCCUGACUCUGAGAAGACACCUGGAAUUAAUGAAAAGGGGUAUAUUUUUCCUCCCACUGGAGGUCGAGAAUAA
Messenger RNA from Papaver somniferum (opium poppy), 1578 nucleotides. RefSeq lists its product as uncharacterized. Gene Ontology annotation, molecular function: zinc ion binding. The record is from RefSeq and is a predicted model, not a curated record. NCBI's taxonomy places the organism in Eukaryota, Viridiplantae, Streptophyta, Magnoliopsida, Ranunculales, Papaveraceae. The coding region runs from base 1 to 1578 and encodes 525 amino acids. The transcript has 3 exons.